UGAAUUUCCAGGAUUACACUCAAGUCUUGAUUCUUAAUUCUUUCUCCCAAUCUUUUCCCAGCUAAGAGCCGGUUCCAGAAAAGGCGAACUCAUUAAGAGAAAGAGAAAGAGAAAGGGGAAGAGGAAGAUGACGCUGGACGAUGAUAGUUCCAUCUACGUUGGGGGUCUUCCCUACGACGCUUCCGAACAAACUAUCCGCUCUGUCUUUCAUUUAUAUGGCGCCAUCCUUGAUGUUAAGAUUAUCAACGAGCACAGGGGCAAGUGCUAUUGCUUUGUUACUUUCACGAAUACUAGGUCAGCAAUUAAUGCCAUCAACGACAUGAAUGGCAGGACCAUUGAUGGGCGUGUCAUUAAAGUGAAUGGGGUGAGGACUCGUGGUGGGAGAUCAAAUUUCGGUAGUAGAGAGCGAUAUCAUCAUGCUGGUGAGAGGGAUGUCGACUGGGAUAGAGAUAGAGACCGAGGCUAUGAUCACGAUAGGGAUGGAUACAGGAAUAGGAACGGCCAUUGGCCUCGAGAACGCGAUAGGUCUCGAGACCCUGACCAGGAUAGGGAUAGAAGAGUUGAGCAUAUGCAUGAUCGUCAUCAUGAUGAUCAUGCCGGAGAAGCUUCCCUAGAUAAAGGUUGGAGUCGAGGGGAUGACCGUGCAGGAAACGGACAAGAUAAUGGCAGGGCAUAUAGUGAAGAUAUGGAUGGAGACCACAGCUUUGAUUUGAAUACAGACAGGAGGAUGGAUACCAGUGAUCGUGAUAAGAUUUUUGACGAAGAUAAAAAUGAACAGUCAAGGAGAAACAACGAUUUGAAUGUUAAUAACCAUCAUCACAUGCAUCUUUCAUCAGAUUCAAAUGGCAAUCAUAGUGAUCAGGUAGAAGAUGAAUUAAAGCAAUCAACUGAACAACUUGAUCAACUGAAAAAGGAGGUGUCGCAAAUGGGAGAGAGAUUGGAAGAGAAAGACUUCUUGUCAUGGACUUACAGAAGAAGUCUAGGGUACGGCUCUUCUAAUUGUCUGUCUUUGAUCAUAAAAUCUAAAUUGGAGGAGGCACUGACUAACGCAAAGAAACACACUUCAUAUCGUCAAAAGCAGUUGACCAAUCUGCAUAAAUGUUUUGUACAAGUAAAAGAGUGCACCGAGAGGCUUAAAACCAGCGAAAAAGAACUUCAGGCUAUAGUGGAUGCAUCAUCAAUGUUAGAGAAUGAUGGUGAUGGUGUUGGCUUUCAGGAUGGACAACUCGCAAAUGGCAGAUACUAAAUUGUAAUUUAUCAUUUGAGGUUCAGUUUGGGAUCGAUAUAGCUCAUAACAAUGCAUCCCUUUAUUAUGAAUUUAUUUAUAGUGGAUAUAGAGAGGGAAAAAAAAUUGGGGGUCAUCAGGACUCGAGAUAGAUUACAGUUUUCUCUUAUUUAAUUGAAAAAAUGGAGCAGUUUUCAUUUGUAACUCUACUGUCUUUACCAAAUAGUAUACUUCUUUUUUUUGUGUAUUUUUCAUUUUUUUUGGGCUUGGUGUUUUUCAUUUCUUGGUCGCAUGGUAUUGUUAAAUGGGUCGGAUGCAAUGUGAGCUGUUAUUGGACUGGGCAUGUCUGCUCUACUGGAUUGGAUUGAUCCAAAAACAACUAAAAAGACUGAAGAAAAAUAUCAACAACAACAAAAACGCCUUAUCUAUCUAAGUGAGGUCGGUUACAUGAAUCAAAAGAUAUUCCGCAAUUAACAGAGGCUGUAGGUGAUUCCAAGGUGAAAAAGCUCAAUUUGAUUAUCGGAAAUGGAUCCCUCAAAGUCCGUGUGCCAUGAAGCGGCGUUAGAGUUAGGCGGCACCUCUGUUUCAGGAAGUCAUCCUCGUGUUUCAGCGUUCUUUGAUUAGCUCAGAAUCAGAGCUCAUGUGAGAACGGUCCAACAUCUUCUCUCUGGCAUCCUCUAGCGGUGUCAUCUCUUCCCAAGUUGGCAGAAGCAAGCGUCGCGCCGCAGAGGGUCUUCUCUUGCGUGU
Arachis stenosperma is the source of this 1972-nucleotide messenger RNA. RefSeq lists its product as uncharacterized. Bases 128 to 1246 code for a protein of 372 amino acids. NCBI's taxonomy places the organism in Eukaryota, Viridiplantae, Streptophyta, Magnoliopsida, Fabales, Fabaceae. Gene Ontology annotation, molecular function: mRNA binding. The transcript is spliced from 9 exons. The record is from RefSeq and is a predicted model, not a curated record.